This is a messenger RNA of Limulus polyphemus (Atlantic horseshoe crab), 717 nucleotides long. RefSeq names its product anaphase-promoting complex subunit 11-like (gene lmgA). Gene Ontology annotation, molecular function: cullin family protein binding; ubiquitin protein ligase activity; zinc ion binding. NCBI's taxonomy places the organism in Eukaryota, Metazoa, Arthropoda, Merostomata, Xiphosura, Limulidae. Gene Ontology annotation, biological process: anaphase-promoting complex-dependent catabolic process; protein ubiquitination; positive regulation of mitotic metaphase/anaphase transition. The transcript is spliced from 3 exons. Gene Ontology annotation, cellular component: nucleus; anaphase-promoting complex. The coding region runs from base 182 to 421 and encodes 79 amino acids. The record is from RefSeq and is a predicted model, not a curated record.
UAUUACUAUAGUAUUAUUAUUUUGGUGCAAGACUGAGAGUUCGACUCUGACCUCUUCACUUCGGGCUCUUGUAACAUGUACUUUGUAAAUUGUAGACUGUAGGCUUACACUUACAAAUUGCAGGCUACACAACACUGUAAAUUAACAGUUUUAUAAUGCCAUUAACGUCAGAAUAGAAGAAAUGAGUUGGACCAGUGUUGCAAGCUGGAGGUGGAUUGCCAAUGAUGACAACUGUGGAAUAUGUAGAAUGCCAUUUGAUGGGUGUUGCACAGACUGUAAGAUGCCGGGAGAUGACUGCCCUUUAGUGUGGGGCCAGUGUUCUCACUGUUUUCACAUCCACUGUAUCAUGAAGUGGUUGAACUCUCAACAAGUACACCAACUUUGCCCAAUGUGUCGACAAGAAUGGAAAUUUAAGGAAUGAAAAUUACUCCUACAGUGUACUGUGAUUUUACUAUAAAGGAUGAAACGUAUCAGAAAAUAACAGUUGUGGAUUUGCUGCACUUGUAUAAAUGUUUUUGCACAUCAAUGUAGAAUUUUACAAAUACUACCCUGUUUACUAUUUUGGUGUAAACUUCAGUUUAAUAAAAACACUUUGAGAAAUGUUUGGUUGAGUUAGGAAGGUUACCAAUACAUAUUAUAAAAUAUUUUUAUUGAUCUGAAGCUUUCACUGUAGUAUUGAAGAUAGUGGAAAUAUAGCAUUCUAUACGAAUGUAAAAA